GACGGAUCAUCCCAGCAGUUCUAGGGGAGCUAGUGGAAGUGCUGACGCAUCCAAAGGACGAAGUACACGACUUGAGUCCACUUCCCAGACUCAGGGUUCAUCUCACUUAGCGGUGCGGAAAGGUUCGAAGAUUGAUGUACGUGCUUCAAAGAGGAAAAAUUUUGCUUCUCGUCUGACGGUGGUGACAGAGCAAUCGCCACGUCACGAAACUUCGAGUGGUCGUGAAGAAGCUUCCUCCUCUGCUCAGAAGAGCAGCAGUGCAAACCUCAAAGGCGGAAAGACUUCAGAGAAUACUAGAGAAACCACUAGAGGAGGAAGCAAGUCGUCCAACUCUAAUAAUACAGUUGUUGUACUAGGGCAAAAGAACAUAGAGAAGCAGAUGAACAUAGUAGACUCAGAAGUUUCAGAAGACCAACAAGAUCUUCUAGUUUCGCAGGAAGUUCCGGGACGAUUCAAGGACCUGAAAUAUGAUUUUGCGCCUUCGGACAUCUUGUAUCCUGGAUAUUGGAACUCCUAUGCCUUUCUUCCGGAGAGAAUGGCCAAAUUCUCUCAUCCAAGUCUCAACUACGACGACAAGGAACUUGGCACGAUGGGCAGGGACGAUAAGAAACAAGAGGGAACAAAAAUUAAGACCAGUCAGAAAGAUUUUGUUCGUUUGAGAAGAUAUUACGUCCUUUGGCCUUCCACGGUACACCUCGUUACUAGAUAAGUACUUUCCGUAGGUUACUUUUCCUUCUCCAGAUUUUUCAUGUAUCUACUGAAUUCUUAAAGCAGCAUGACCUUGAUUGUUCUGACUAGAAGAUGAAUCUAUUAUCGCUGUACUCAUUCUGUUCAUUUAUCUCACUUUUAUCGCUCCAAAUCCAGCGUUAUGAUCUUUAUCGUGAGCUGCUCUAAGAAACGGAGAAAAAGCACACGGACGGUUAUAAGAGUCUCCUCAUCUUCUUCAGCGCGUGUCUCCACUACGUCACCUGGAUCAUCCUCGCUGAGUCCAGAUCACGCACAGCAUAAGGCUAGAAUUCCUUUCACAGGAGCAGCAGCUUCCAACAGUAGCGCCAAUACCUCUGUUAGCUGCUGCUCUACACUCACUCAGUCAAUAGUAGAGUCUAUACCCUACCUGUAGCAUGAUUACUAGAGUUGUACAUGAUUGCUAGAUUGCAAUGCAGCUACCUACUAUUGUCUAUAGUGCAAUAUGCUGUAGUAGAGGCCACUAACACUGUACUAGAGUGCAAUACUACAUGGACUCUACUACAGCAAUACCUGUAGAGUUGUACUACUAUUGCUAUGCGACUCUACUAUUGAACAAUACUGUAGGAAAGGUAGAGUCAAUACUUCCAGCAGUAGAAUCAAUACUUCCUGUGGUAGAGUCAAUAGUAGAGUCAAUACUUCCAGCAGUAGAGUCACUUCUUCUUCUAGUUCUAAUAGUAAAGUGGCCAACACUUCUGCGAGGACAUCGAUUUACUCGAAGAGCGUGGAUAGAGUGGACAUGGAACAAGAGCAAACAACUGGGACAACUUCAAUUAAGGCAACCGCAGUCUAUAUCCUCGAAAGCGUCAGCCUUCGUUUCAAAUCUUUUUCAUCUAGAUGAUAAAGAUGCGAAGGAUGCUACUGCUACCGAGGAUCUUCAUGCAAAGACGGCGGUAGCUCUAAAACGUCUAGUGGUACUUCUAGAAGAGUGCCAGCACUUAGGAGUGGUCAUCAAGGGGAUCUAGAAAAAUGCAGUCCUAUUUGCACAUCCUCGAAACGGACGACUUCCACUACAUCGGAUAGAGCAAAGAAGCAGGCCUCUUCCGUCUCCACGGCAUCGACCUCAGCGACGCAACAUUGUGACUCAAGUUCAGUGUCCACAUGCAGGACGACGCAUAGUCGAAGCACCUCAACAUUCUUCCGCACUAGCACAAUCUUCUCGGAAGCUACCAAUUUUAAGGCACCCCAUGGCAGUGUUAGCAGCUACGCUGCUGGCGACAUCGCUAGCAACGUCGCUGUCCCUUUCGCUACCAGUUUUUCACUAUCCCAUGUGGAGUAGUACGCUGAUUGCAGUCAGCCUGGGUAAGUAAGGGGGGACUAACUACUUACUCACUAAAAGUAUCUAUAGGGUAUGGGUAAGAAUCAGAGAGGGGAAGAAGAACUCACUCAACCGGGAUGGUGAAAAACUAGCGUUAAGAAUUCGUCCGUGCUGGGAGAACAGCAACAGCAGCAUAGCCUACUGAAAUCGUCAUUGGGAAUUGCAGACCAUCUUCGGGAUAACGAAAAAUCUUCAUCCUCCUUAAAUAGUAGGGGCCGGUCUGACCUCCAGGGGAAGACAGGGACAGGGUCAUUGGCGUUGCGUCGAAGCACGACAGGUAAAAAUAUGGUGGAGCAGCGUGGCCGUGGCUGUGAAGCAGAGACUGCGUUACGUGCUGCUCCAUAUAGGGAACGGGUACUCAACAAGAGCUCGCAAGAAGUUCUACCUCAACAGCCUUAUUGUUCCCCUCUCGACGAUCUGAAGCAGGUUCCCGCUAGAAAGGUGCUAAACUGGCGACCGAACGCUUGUCAUUGGACAUUUUCCAACUUGGAGCGUUGUCUCCAUGGCUGGCGCCGUCCUAUCUUCGAGCAAGAUUUGGGUUUAUUGUCCUCCAUAAAGCUGAAUCCUUCUGUGCUCUCCGCCAUUCCGAAAACGGGAGGACUUAGCCAUCAAUCAAGUAACUUGGCCAACAACUUAGUUAUGCUUAUAAACAUUAUGGUUAUAAACAACUUAGUUAUGGUUCUAGUUAGGUCGGCUCCACCACAGUUAUAAACAUAUAUCCAUCUUCUUUCUCAACGGCGUCGAUUAUUAUCAUGGUCAAGUGUCGUAGCCAGCAACUUUUAUCCAUGUCCUCUCUCCUCAGCAUCUUUUUAGUGGUAUCUUUUUGUAGUUCCCAUGUGGAAGGAGGAUAAUUACACGGGAAAAGGUACAGGCACUACUAGUAUCGAGGAGAUGGGUUUGGGGACCAAGAUAGAUGAAUAGAAGCUAAAGCUCGUUUCCGCUAACUUAGACUUCGGCUUGGCGGAAAGAGAAGAGGAGAGUGCGCGACGCAGGACCAAGUAUAAUUAUGACUUGAAAUAGGUGAAGGCUAUCUGUUGUACAAGUACAAUUAUUUAAGAGUUAAAAUAGAUAGAGUCUGUCAAUCUGAAUCUGAUGUAUCGGUCUUGAAGAUGAAAUAAUAUGAAAUCAGAUUUCAUCUUAGCGAGCACUUGAAGAUCGCCUCCGCCUGGUGUUUCCGAAAGGAACGAAACGGACACAAAGUUGAUGCUAAUAUAGAUGAUCGAUAAUUUCUUCCAGUUCUAAUACAAUCCAGCAGACUUGCCAAUCCAAGAUUCUAUUAUCAAAACAGGAGAAGCUGCGGAGGAGGAGGAGAGUUCGUCAGAUGACGAGGAUACUAGUCUUAAGAUUAGUCUUGUUAAGGAAAAUUGAGUACAUCUCUCGAGGACUCCUACCAUCACCUUGGCUCUCUUUCUAUUGCAGAAAAGGAUUCUUGCGAAGUCCUUGGCUCUAUUUCUAGUAGAAAAGCAAAACUCGUCAAUCUAGGGGAGAAAAAAUUUCUCUAGUGGAAAAGAAGCCAGGGUGGAUGGAUUAUGUAAUGAGGAAUGUAAAGAUUUUGGAGCUGCUUGCUCUAAUACUCAAACUCAAACUCUUCAGCAUGCUUCGACGUCUACUACAGAUCAUGGCCCCUCCAGAAGAAGUAGAGCAGCAUCCUCCUGUCACUUGAUGGAUGUCGGGAACGAACCACCGUGGGUUCCGUCUUCGGGUGUCUUUCUUCCUGCUUUCGCUCCUCCAGGAAGCGAAGCGAGGUUCUCUGUAUGUGCAUCAAAUAAGGGCUGUUGUACUUCUGCAACUUCUGGAGGUGCCGGAUUGUUCUUGGAGUCGCAACCGAGUCCUAGUGGUGCAUCUAGCGCGAGUUCUAGGGGUAAUUCAUCUCUACUACUAAAUAAGAGUCGUACAACAACUACUUUCAGAGAUGAUGGCGGGGUGGAAAGGGAUGGAGGGGAUACAAGAAGAACUACAACUCAACAGCAGCGCAAUCAUAUGCAGCAGAUGUCUACAUCUACUUCGUCAUCUAGCUCAUCUUGUUCGCCAACGUUUAGUCGAGGAGGUGCAGAGGGAGGCCAGCACCAGCACAGUAGUUCUACUUUGCUGCAGCUGAUGUCUAUUAUUAAGGCUCUCGAUCAUGUUGCUUGUUCAUCUUUCGGGUCAUCCCUUUUGAAGCCUGACUUAAGAGUGUCAAGGGUGGUACUCGAGUGUCUCUUGUUCACCGUCAAGAAGUAAGUACCACUUGACUUUACAGUACCACUCGUUCAAAUUUCGGGAAGCAUCCCUUUCUUCAAGAGUGUCUUCCCUUACGGUAUUUUCGGACUGAUAUUUAUCUUCAAGGAUCAUGAAGAAGCUGAAGAGAGAUGAACCAUGAUUGGCUUGUCUAAGUCUAGCUCUUCCAGCCCUGGUAGAGGCGCGCAUCAACGUCAAGGAACGCCUGCGCGCAGUUGUGGACAACUUCUGGCAGGUCUAGACUUAAGGCUUGAAGAUACAACAACUCAUUAUAAAAAUACCAACUGUAAAAAUUGUUUAAGUGGUUUGUUAAGAAGAUCCCUAAUGGCUUUGAAGAGUUCUAAUAGACAUUGGAGAAGCUUCCAGUCCUAGUUCGUUUCGAGGGAGUCCAGAUCGUGCUAGUGAAGUGACCGAGUUCAUCGAUACGCCUCCGACACUCUUAGGGAGUCGAGUGAGCAGCACAUCUAACAACCUCCAGAACAAUAUUAAUGUUCUUAAUACCUCUAGUAGUAGUACUACUUUUGGUCGAGGUUCACCAUCAUUCAUUCAGGGUGCUUCAAUUAAGGCUUUUUUUUGUUAUCUGGGUCUACACUUUCACGCUAUAGUAUACCUAUAGUUCCAUUGAAUUACCCCAUUGGGCGGGGGCAGCAUCGUUGAAACGUAUGGGGGAGCAUCACAAGGGAACGCUCCCCCAUGCUUUUCAAGGAUGCAGCAUUUGAAAGAUGAAGCGUUGACAGUUCUAAUCCAGGACCGCUGUUUCUCUCCACGACGCCAGGAAGUGCAACCUCUCCGCUUGAGCAGCACAGUAGUGCAGCUUUUAAGACUUCUCCUAAUCUAUCUCCGGAAGCAUCUCGUCAAAUUUGAUCCUUUUCCUUCCUCGGAAGAAAUAUCGGAUAGAAACUGUUGUCCCGUAAGGGAAAACAGCUGUAAGGAAGCUGUAAGCUCCUCAACAGCUGUAAGGAAAAACAGAUCCGAGAUGACUUUCAAAAUGGAAGAUUGGGGUGAGCUCUAAAGCUUUGAUGUCAGGUAAUAUUGGCGGAAGGCGGAAAGAGCAGAGUAGACUCUUCCCAGCUUAUAAUAACUUUGUGGACAAUUCCCCCGGUUGUACAACAUCGGACCACCACGCGGCGAGAGGUAGUGAGUAUGUACAACAUCAACAUCUACAUAAUGUGGACCCGAUUUAUGGAGGUUCACAGCAGUCGAUGUCGCUUGGACAACACCUUGCAGGAACCCUAAACCUUAGUUGUGCAGCCACAACCAGUGACAUUCAGGAGACCGGGCGUGCCUCACAUUAAGGGUCAAUUUACACUUCAUUUCUACAUCAAGGGAGGUCAAAUUUUCGUCGGUUUCCUUCUUAGGAUUCUGAAAUAAUGAAGGAAAGAAAUUGAAAUUGAUUGUUCUGCGCUCUAAGGAUAGCAAAGCGAGGACCUGUUUCCUACGAACGGGUUACAGCAUGAGACAGGGUUAAUGCUUUCGCGCUUCUUACAGGCUUGCCAAGGCAACAACACAGCGAUUCCGCGCUUUUCUACUGAUUAAGGCUACAACGGUGGUCAAGAACCCAUGAACUUGUUUUAAACCACCUUUGAAUUAGAUGCAGUUCUUCAAAUCUAAAAGAGGCUCCAAAAGAUGCUCCAAAAGAUUAAGAUGCUCCAAAAGAUGGGUUCAUCUCGGUACUACUUACUUCUAAACUGACAGUUCGGGGCAUGUGAACGGUCGAAAAGCAGGUGCGAGAGAGGAUUUUUCUGCCCUGGCUGCGUUUAGAGCAAGAAUGAUCGCAGCUCCGAGUAGUACUUACAGUUAAGGCUACCGCUGAAGCAUGUCCUCUCCUUAGUAUCACCUACCAUGAUCCUUGGGCUUGGACGUUCUUCUUUUUCAAGGGGAAAAAGAAGUAUCCUCCAAGGAAAUUGUGGCACUCAACAAGGAAGACGCGGGGGUAGCUCUAAUACAGCACUGAUGACGCUGCUAGUGUCGCGAGUGGAGGUAGCUACCAACAAGAGCCGGAUUCACAGCCGCCUCAGAGGAGGAAUAUUAAGGCAGGCUUAUUCCCUAAAUAAUCCAUCCCCAUCAGUACCAGAGACAUUCAUCUGGAUGCUAGUACUGUGGUGAAGUCGAGAGUGCCGCUAAGCUAAAAAGCUAAAUAAUCCAUCCCCACCAGUACCAGAGAGAUUUUCAUGAAGGAUGUCGUUCUAAGAAAAGCACGAGGACUGGCAGACAGAGCCGUGUUAGUAUAGCCAACAGCAGGACGAGUGGGAGUGCAAACGGGGUAAACAUCAAGAGGACCUCCUCCUCCGCUGCAGCUGCAUCAGGAAGAGCCGCUAGCUGUGAUGUUUCUGCUCCUCGUAGUACUUCUCAAGGACCGGCGUCGAAGGAAAAUAGGAAUCUACUUCAAGAGAAGAAUUAUACUAGGACUGAGGAGAACUAUAGGACUCAGUCCUUAGAGCGCGGAGCAAGUGGCUCUCGGCGUCUUAUUUCAUCGACGUCCUCUGGUGGAAUGAGAGGUCCACCUGGUCCUUUGUUAGGUGUAUCUUCGGCAGGAGGUAUGCCAGGUGGAGCAGUUGUAGGAGCAGUUAUAAACUCGUCGACUGCGAAUACUACAGCGACCACAACUACAACAUACACAGUUAAGGGAGACGAAGAUGGUAGAAGUAGAAGAUAUUAGACAUGUAGUUGAUAUGGUCUGCUCAUUACAGAAGAAGAACAUUUUAUUUUUACGAGAAUUAGGCUAAGGUUUUUUACCUUCAACAUUUAGUUUUCCAUCAAGCAGCUAAUCAUGUAUACUAAAGACAACUUAGGGAGGAUAGACACUACUCUUCAACACACAUCCUAGGACUCUCCUCAAUGUACUACUAUAAUUUCCUAAAUGUACUACUACCUCCUAAAAAUGUAAAUGAAUUGCUUCAACGACCUUUAAGCUUGGCAGCAAGCGAGAACGCGCAAAAUUGGUCGCUCAACCGCAAGUAGCUGCAACAUCUUCUCAAGCUGGACUGAGUGCGAGUCAUGUUGUCGCAACUACCACAUCAAGGAACAAGCUUACAUUAAGGCUUCCGCUGGAGCAUCCUCUUCCCCAGCAUCAUGAUGCUUGGUUCUUCUUUUUCUACUUGACAAAGAAGCAACCAAGGAUUUGCAUCUCAAGGAAGAUGCGACCGCGGUAGCUCUUCUAAGUACAACAAAUAUUAGUCGCAGUGACGAUCGGCUACAGUCACUUGCAUCUUCAAGGGUCAACAGGAGAGCCCCGGCCCCAGCAUCUCGCAGUACAUCCACUCAACUUCACACGCAAAGCUACCCUACAGCUAAUCCUAUUACGACAUCCAAGACGAGAAUGGGAACGGGAACGGCAGCAUCAGGAACAGGAGCUUCAUCUAGUAGGGGUCCCAUUAGAAGUACAGGGCCAACUUCUACUUAAGGCUCAAUACUAGAAUUCACUUCUACAAAUGUAGUAUGAUGGAUGCUCUCUCAGGUAUCUUACUGAAGAUGAGUAUGUGUAAGUAGAUGUAGAGCCUGAAUUUUUGCACUGUUUCAAAGCUCGUUUCUACGACGUGUUCCCUCUUAGGCUAUAAUGUUCCCUCUUAGGGAGCUAUCGAAAGAAUCAUUCGCCUAAGAAUUGAAAUUGAAUUGUUUCAAGCUCUAACACGUCUCUGUCCUGUAAUAAGGAUACUUAGUAGCUCUCCCACACCAACCUCUUGUCAGGCAUAUCAAUCAAUCAAUCGUGUAGGAUAAGACUUUUGACUAUCUAAGGAUCGCAAGACUCUUUCAAGCUCUAACUAUCUGGUAGGGUGGAAACAACCGCACAACCUGUAGUGCCUGUUGGAGGUGGACGAGGAGCUACAGCAACAAACUCCAACAGAGCUAAGACGACAUCAAGGAGCAAUUAUGUAAGAAGUGCUGAGAGAGUGGAGGCAAACGCUAACGCACGCCCUUCAAAGAGGAGUGCGACUGUGGGGAGGCGUAACUGAGAGUGGAGCAGGCAAACGCACGCCCUUCAAAGAGGAGUGCGACUGUGGGGAGCAAAACCAAGGGAUAGACUUUGAAACUGAAAGCUACUAGUAGUAGUAGUAAGUACCUAGAAGAAGUAUUAUGAGUAUUGUUACAAUAGAAAGUCUUUCUAAGAAAGACCUGGGUCAUGAUGCCGUAAUGGUAUGAUCCCAUUUGUCUCUUUUGAUGCAAGUACGUAAGAAGAAGUAGAAAGAGGUUUGUAGUAUGACUACCGCGGCUAUGGCAGCCUUAACGCGUUACUCUAGCAACAAGUUCUAAAGCAGAAUUUUAAUAGAGCAGUUGUAGUACUAGUAGGAUCCAACCAGCAUGCAUCUAUAACGCAUUGCCAAAAUUUCGCGUUAAGCCUGUCAUAGCGGCACUUCUAGUAUCGCCUCCUGUCAUUUAUAAAAGUGGAUAGUUAUUCAACAGCGGGUCUUCAAAAACCUCGUAAAGUAGUAAUAGAUUGUCCUCGCGUGCGAAACUAACUUUUUCUAAGUACAAGCAACUUGAAGGAUAUUGAAAACCCAUGAAAAGAUGAAUAACUAAGUCUAAGAAGUAUUCUAAGUACACUGGAAGAACGAUGUUGAUAACAUCACACUUCUAUACAUAGUAUACUUUCGAAGAAGACAUCACCAGUCCUUUUUUACACAGCAAUUGAGGGCAUACUCUGGACUACACCCCCAGUUCGGCAUAUGAUUAUCAACACGAUGGGAACGAAAAAAAUCUUCGACUACAAAAAGUGUAUUGAUGUUGAGUAGUAAAGUAGAUCUUUCAUGCAUAGCAUAUUCUUCAUAGUGAUUUUCAUAUUGAAUUUUUGUCGAACUUUUUUCAUAACUACCACGACUGACGUAGAGGUACGGGAAUAGCCUAUCAAAAAGGAUAUCGUUGUCUUAACCUAACCUGAAUGCUUUCGUUUACUCACGCUAUGGUUAUUGAUUUUCUCGUACACAUUUUUGAUUUGUAUAUUUUUUUCUUCUUCACCAUUGGCAAGCUUGAAUGGGAGCUAGCUUUCUCUUCUUGCGCGGAAGAUAGCUGUCCCCUGCAUCGUGAAGUGCUCGAUGAAGUUAGUGUCUUACAGGUCGUGAAGUAUAUGAAGACAAGCGCUGUUGUACCACCUCUACUUCUGUUCUUCCUCAGAAGAAGUGCUCGAAGCGAAUGUCCAAGAAGUUUUGCUAUGUUUAAUAUUAAGAGAUAGUCGCUAUAAUCAUCAGGAUUAGUACAAUUACAUAGCAACAAGGGAGGACAGAGAGGUUGGAAAACGUCCUUACAACCUGUGCUAGUAGUUGUCUCAGACCUCCAUGAUAUUCAAAAAAUUCGAGACAGUCAUGUCGUUCGACAGAAAAAUGUGUCUCUUUUUUUUCUCGACAGAUAUUAUAUUGUUAAGUAGUAUAACUGUUU
Molecule: messenger RNA, 9649 nt
Organism: Amoebophrya sp. A25
Lineage: Eukaryota; Dinophyceae; Syndiniales; Amoebophryaceae
Source: the annotation of a GenBank genome assembly